Messenger RNA from Oryzias melastigma (Indian medaka), 566 nucleotides. Its product is annotated as fatty acid-binding protein, intestinal. NCBI's taxonomy places the organism in Eukaryota, Metazoa, Chordata, Actinopteri, Beloniformes, Adrianichthyidae. Gene Ontology annotation, cellular component: nucleus; cytosol. Gene Ontology annotation, biological process: fatty acid transport. Gene Ontology annotation, molecular function: fatty acid binding. The record is from RefSeq and is a predicted model, not a curated record. The transcript is spliced from 4 exons. The coding region runs from base 90 to 488 and encodes 132 amino acids.
UUCUGUGCCAGCUCUGAGGGGCGGGGAGUGAAGGGGGGUAUAAAUGGACGCUGGCGGCCUUUCACCAUUCCACACUUUUCUCUGCAGCUAUGGCCUUCGACGGAACCUGGAAAGCGGACCGCAAUGAGAACUAUGACAAGUUCCUGGAGAAACUAGGCGUCAACGUCAUGAAGCGCAAGCUGGCCGAGCACGACAACCUGAAGAUCACCAUCGAGCAGAGCGGUGACAAGUUCCACAUCAAGGAGUCCAGCACCUUCCGCACCAAGGAGUUCGACUUCACGCUCGGCGUGAAGUUCGACUACAGCCUGGCGGACGGCACUGAAGUCUCCGGAACAUGGGAGAUGGAGGGUGAGACGAUGAAGGGGUUAUUCAACAGGAAGGACAACAACAAACUCCUGACGACCACCAGGAGCAUCGUGGGAGGGGAGCUGGUGCAGGCCUACAACUAUGAGGGAGUGGAUGCAAAGAGGAUUUUCAAGAAACAAUAAUGUGGAUUUUUUUUACUCAAAUAUAGGGAAUUAAAGAUAUUUUAUUGUCUGUACCUUAAAGAUUUUUUUUAAACAAAA